AUGGUGGACGUGAAGUGUCUGAGUGACUCUGAAUUACAGAACGAACUUGAUAAGCUUGGAUUUUCACCUGGCCCCAUACUAUCUUCCACCAGAAAGCUGUAUGAAAACAAGCUAAUGCAGUUGUUGGUCUCACCUCCCUGUGCGUCACCUGUGAUGAAUGGACCCGGAAAGCAGAGCAAAGCUCAGGGCCGUGAUGGCAGUAAAGAGCUGAAUGGCAUCAUCAUUUUGAAAGGAAAUAUCAUAGUCUCAUCAGAAAAAAAGAAGGGAUCCAAAAGAAGACCCAAGGCUUCUACCACUAAACCAAAAGCCCGAAAUAUCUACUGUCAGGAUCAUAAGCAUGCUGAGAAAAUAAGGUGGGCCUCAGGAGCACCAUACACCAGAUCCAAAAGAUGGAGUAACACCAACGAAAAAGACUACUGCACAAUAAACUGGAGCGUUGGGAGCAACAAGCUAGAAAUGUUUCCAGUGGGCUUGAAGCUUGCUGUGUUUGGCAUCUUCAUCAUUGUGAUAUUUGUCUACAUAACCGUGGAAAAUAAGCGGCUCUUUGGUUAA
Molecule: messenger RNA, 552 nt
Organism: Miniopterus natalensis
Lineage: Eukaryota; Metazoa; Chordata; Mammalia; Chiroptera; Miniopteridae
Gene: LEMD1
Product: LEM domain containing 1
Source: RefSeq, a predicted model, not a curated record